AUGGAGCUGCAGCGCACGCUGCCGUCGGUGCCACCCGACACCAAGCUGUCCAUGCUGGACGUGCUGCUGCUGGCCACCACCUACAUUGCGCAUCUCACUCGCAGCCUGCAGGACGACGCCGAGACACCGGCGGAGCCCGGGCUGGGGACCCUGCCGAUUUCUACCAACUUUUGCAUGUUUGAAGCAGUCUGA
Elephantulus edwardii (Cape elephant shrew) is the source of this 192-nucleotide messenger RNA. Its product is annotated as transcription factor 24-like. The transcript is spliced from 2 exons. Bases 1 to 192 code for a protein of 63 amino acids. The record is from RefSeq and is a predicted model, not a curated record. Gene Ontology annotation, molecular function: protein dimerization activity; DNA-binding transcription factor activity, RNA polymerase II-specific; RNA polymerase II transcription regulatory region sequence-specific DNA binding. Gene Ontology annotation, biological process: developmental process; regulation of transcription by RNA polymerase II. NCBI's taxonomy places the organism in Eukaryota, Metazoa, Chordata, Mammalia, Macroscelidea, Macroscelididae.